AUGGAUGGCCACAGGCGCAAUGCGCAAAACCUGGAGGUAGAUGCUCACCGGACAUCGCGAAGGGAAGGUUUGAAGAGAUCCAGCACACCGUUUGUUCUUCAAGUUCUCUUGCUGGCGGCCGUGGUUCUACUUGGCUGCGCUACGAUUAUAAGCAGGCAAAUCGCAGCUCAGCCGCUGAAGCGUUACACAUCCGUGCUUGUCUUGUACACAGCCGUUAUCUACCUGCCGCUCUACUGGCUCAUCCUUUUGCUGCUUUUGCUGACCGGGGCCGUGCCCUGGUCUCAACUUCGCUUUGUUUGGACGCGGCUCUCCGGACACGGCAGCUUCCCCGUUGCGUUCUUCGCCAUUUGCGCGCUAGGCGACUCUGUGGGAGACACGAUUCAAGCGAUUUGCGUGCCCCAUGUCAGCGGUCCAGUUCACAGCCUGGCAAACACAUGCAUCUCGAUCUUCAUCGCCAUGCUGUCAAUGUGCGUCUUCAAUGAACGCUACUCCCUGACACAGUGCGCUGCGCUUCUAGCAGUGUUUGCGGCCGUUGUCAUAGGUUUUCUGCCAUCUCUGGAAGGUAGCACUACUACGGAUCCUGCUUUCGCCGUGAUUGCUGGAGGCAGCUGCUUCUUUUAUGCAGUCUCGUUUGUGGUCAAGGAAUUGGUCUUCAAGCGGUUCAAGGUCUGGCAAGCGGAGAGCCAUUGCGGUGAUGCCGGCCUGAACAUUUUUGUAAUGAAUGCGCAUUUGGCUCUUUUCCAGCUUCCUUUGACGAUUCUUUUGAUACCAUUGAAUGAGCUUUUGAAGCAGACCAACGGUGAAGGAAUUUUUGCCUACUCGAAAGAAGCGUUCGACUGUGUCUUCUAUGAUGCACAUAGCUGCGGGCCAGAAUCCAAUCAUGGGGAGCUGGCAGGUCUAUGUGUCGGCGUUUGCGUCGCGGUCACGGUGCUCUGGAACUUGAUGAUCGUGCUGUGCGUGAAGCACACGGGGGCACUGGCCACCAACAUCGCUUUGAAGGCCAUCUUCCCGGUAUCCGCGGUGCUCUUUGCCUAUGUUGACUGGCCUUUGCUCGGCCCAACCCGCCUGUCGUGGUUGGUCUGGCUAUCCAUCCUGUUGCUGGUUCCCUCCAUUGGAGCCUAUCAGUGGGCCACACACGUCCAGGCUCAACGUGGUGAGACUGCUCGAUGCUGCCUGCCCUCGCGGCCUCCAGGGCUGCUGGACUGA
Effrenium voratum is the source of this 1206-nucleotide messenger RNA. Lineage: Eukaryota; Dinophyceae; Suessiales; Symbiodiniaceae. The record is from the annotation of a GenBank genome assembly.